GGUGCGGGGUCGUCCUGAUGGGGACGACGGGGGCGACCAACCGCCAGGACCUUUUUCUCGCUAACCUUCCGCGUCCUGCCCCCGGCCUGGUUUGGAAGGGGAGUCCCGCCGCGCCGCCCGGGCCGCCUGCAGCCCCUCUGGGAUGGAGGUCCUGGACGAGUUCGACAGCGAGUUACCCCAGAGUGUGACCUUCUGCCAGCUCAUCUCCGAGGAGGACUUCGAGAGGCAGGCGGCCACCUACACGGAGCGCGCGCUGCGCCGCCUCUUCCGCAGCAUUGACCGCAACCCCGCGCUGGCUGAGAGGGUGGCCAAGUUCUUCUGCGCAGUUCAAGGGGAGCUGAAUUGUUGCAACAGCAUGGGUACCCUGGAGAUGCACCAGCGCCUAGAGCAGCUGAAGAGGGGGAUCCACCGCGUGCACCUCUACUCCCAGGAUGCCAAGAAGAAGAGAAGAAAGCCAAAACUGAAGAAACCAGAACCUAUCCUCUUGAGAGACCGAUCAACCUCCCCAUGCCUGCCACCAGCCCUGCUGCCACCUCCCCCACUGCCGUCACCCGCCACCACCAUGGCCUCCGUGGUGGCCCCAUCGCCUCCCGUCUACACUAUGCCUAGGGUCUUUGGUCCUUUCCCUCCACUGCCCAGCAAGUCGAUGGAGAAGUUGGAGGUUGCAAGGUCAGAAGUGAAACUGAACUGGGCUGGCCUGUCAUCGAACCCAAAGAGACACAUGGUUGAUCUGACCCCCUUGGUCCUCAAUCCCGGAGGCUUCCAUUUCUCGUACCUGGCUGGAAACAGUGCACACAAGCUCCACUGCCCUGGCUUCCCCUGGACCUCGGCUUGUAGUGGCUCCCCCAAGACCGAAGAGACACCACUCUCUCCUGUGAAGGCCUCCAUCUUCUCCCCGCCUGUCUUGCUCAAGUUCCAGCCUGUGCCAAGACCCAAGGAUGACUCUGAGAACGACCCCAGCAGCACAGAGUCUGUGCCUCCCAAGAGGGGCCCAUAACCUCUUCCCUAGACCAUAGCUAGAGGAGUGAAUAAAG
Neogale vison (American mink) is the source of this 1034-nucleotide messenger RNA. RefSeq lists its product as uncharacterized. The transcript is spliced from 7 exons. NCBI's taxonomy places the organism in Eukaryota, Metazoa, Chordata, Mammalia, Carnivora, Mustelidae. The record is from RefSeq and is a predicted model, not a curated record. The coding region runs from base 143 to 997 and encodes 284 amino acids.